Molecule: messenger RNA, 1197 nt
Organism: Physeter macrocephalus (sperm whale)
Lineage: Eukaryota; Metazoa; Chordata; Mammalia; Artiodactyla; Physeteridae
Gene: MDP1
Product: magnesium dependent phosphatase 1
Exons: 6
Coding region: 90-584 (164 amino acids)
Molecular function (GO): acid phosphatase activity
Source: RefSeq, a predicted model, not a curated record
UAGUCGCCGCUUCUCUAAGGUCCGUGGGGCGGCCUGGGAGCCGCUGCAGCAAGGCUCGCCUCCGUGCGCGCAGCCUGCGGGUGCUGGUCAUGGCGCGGCUCCCGAAGCUCGUAGUCUUCGAUCUAGAUUACACGCUGUGGCCGUUCUGGGUGGACACGCACGUAGACCCCCCGUUCCACAAGAGCAGUGAUGGAACUGUACGAGAUAGGCGGGGCCAGGCCGUCCGACUGUACCCAGAGGUGCCUGAGGUCCUGGAACGAUUGCAGGGCCUGGGGGUGCCUGUCGCGGCCGCUUCACGGACAGGUGAGGUUGAAGGGGCCAACCAGCUACUGGAGCUCUUUGACCUUGUCAGAUACUUUGUUCAUCGGGAGAUCUAUCCAGGCAGCAAGGUCACGCACUUUGAGAGGUUGCAGCAGAAGACUGGAGUUCCUUUCUCCCAGAUGAUCUUCUUUGACGAUGAAAAGCGGAAUAUUGUAGAUGUCAGCAAACUGGGUGUUACCAGCAUUCAUGUCCAGAAUGGAAUGAGCCUUCGGACCCUAACUCAAGGAUUAGAGACAUUUGCAAAGGCACAAGCUGGACUCUGAGGUCCAGUCCUGUGGAUGAGCCUCAUUUGAGGCAUAGAACUGAAAGGAAAUCAGCAGGGCAUUUUCAGGUGCAUUUGUAAAUUAUUAAAGUGUAUUUGUGGGCUUCCCUGGUGGCGCAGUGGUUGAGAGUCCGCCUGCCGAUGUAGGGGAUACGGGUUCGUGCCCCGGUCCGGGAAGAUCCCACAUGCCGCGGCCCGUGAGCCACGGCCGCUGAGCCUGCGCGUCCGGAGCCUGUGCUCCGCAACGGGAGAGGCCACAACAGUGGGAGGCCCGCGUACUGCAAAAAAAAAAAAAAAAAAAAAGUGUAUUUGUGUGUGGCAGAAGAGAUCUUACCCAGUGUGUGUUGUUUCUAAUUUUCUAGCGUGUCACCCGGGGUGGGCCAAACGGAGGUGCCAAGACCAGUAUGUGAGGCAUUAGACUGCAUCAGGUUCUGCCUUAUAAACUUGUGGCAAACCCAAGACUGUGAUCCCCUUAUGCUCUCCCCAUCCCCACACCUCUCCUGAGCUCUGUCAAGGGCAUGAAGAACUCUUCCACUGGCCCCAAGUAGUGGGGUGCAUUAACCCUGCACAUUUCCUUCCAGGAAGCAAAGACUUUGUUUUGGGGUGGGGAGGGU